Molecule: messenger RNA, 360 nt
Organism: Trichoderma atroviride IMI 206040
Lineage: Eukaryota; Fungi; Ascomycota; Sordariomycetes; Hypocreales; Hypocreaceae
Source: RefSeq, a predicted model, not a curated record
AUGGAUCUUGUCGAGGAUGAUGAUCCUAGGCGCAGGAUCAAACUUGUCAUCUUGCACGCUAUCGAACCCAUGUACGCAUGUUCGGAGCACCCCAGCAAGACAGAUUACAGCGCGCUGCAGAAUAGGUAUUGCGACAAUUACUGGUACUACAAGUAUAUGCACUUGCACCCCGGCAGAGGUUAUCAGCAGCUUCUUCGGUGCCUUAUGAGAUGCAGUGAGACGGGCAUCUCCGUUGUCGCUAUCCAGCAGCAGCCCAUCUGCGGUAACAGUGCAUAUCUGGAUCCCGCACGACAUAAUCUACCUCCUACUGCUGCUUGGGCCAUCUGUAUCCAUCUCAUUACCAUGCUCUCCAUCGCCUGA